Messenger RNA from Camelina sativa (false flax), 1008 nucleotides. Lineage: Eukaryota; Viridiplantae; Streptophyta; Magnoliopsida; Brassicales; Brassicaceae. The record is from RefSeq and is a predicted model, not a curated record.
AUGGGUCUCACCGAAACAUACGUCUACAUAUGCCUACGAACCCCUCCUCCUGACCCAAAGCCACGCUGGUUUAUACUCCGCCGUAGAGAAACCCUAGACGCCUCUGUUUUGAUGCCGAUACCUUCGCUCCCCUCUCAGCCUCCGGAAGCAUCCUCCGUGGUGGUGCUGGGUUGGUUUAUAUAUGUAAUCGGUGGAUCUUUUAAGGAGAAGACGCGCACUUCUGAUGUCUGGCUCUUGGAUUGUCGGACUCACACGUGGAGCCACGUCCCUUAUUCCAUGGGGGUGGCUCGAGCUAACGCGGCUGCUAGAGUCGUAGACGGGAAGAUUUACGUGAUAGGAGGCUGCGAUGUUUUUAACCCAAACACGUGGGGAGAGGUAUUCGACCCAAAGACUCAAACUUGGAGUUUUUUGCCGCCGUUGCCCUUGCCGCUAAUGAAGGGAGGCAAUAAGAAUAUACACGACAGUGUGGUGAUGGAUCAAAAGAUUUACGUAGUUGAUGGAAAUCACAGAACCUAUUUCUACUCGCCAAGCAAAGGUUAUUGGGGAAGAGGCAAUCGUGGUCAAGUGUCGAGAAGCCGAAGGGAUUGGUGUAUGAUUGAAUUGAUUAAUAGGAUUUACUUUCUUACUAACGACGGGACUAUAUUUUUCUGUGAGCAGGAUGAGUUGUAUUGGCCUGGGCGAGAGGGGAUUAUGAUGGAUACAAAAGAGGUCAAGGGUUUGGGCUCUCUCAACGAGACUCUCUUUCGUUCCAGAGUGGUCCACUUUGGUCAGCUGUUGCUUGAUCGGUGGGAGAGAGUGAUGUACAACUUUGGUGGUACAAUCCACGAGUUGGAAGAUAUAUAUCCCGGGGCCAGACUGAUCAACUUUGGUGGGAACAUUGGGCUCUUCUGGGACGUCAUCAAGGGAGAUCAUCUUGAGAUUUGGGGCAAUAUCGAGUGGUCUAACGCUGUCAUGACCGUAGAUAAUUUCUUAGAUCGUUACAAAUCAAAUAUUCGCCAAGAUUGCUAA